UCGUAUAGGCACCGCUGUGCGACAAUCCUGUGUAUAGAUGAAAGAAACGGGCCUAGUGUGUAGACUUCUGUUUUAUUGCAGUAUAUCACUGGCACAGCCGUAUACGAUUUCUGAAGGCCCCAUUUAGAAAUGCCACCGAGGUGGUAUUGUAAAGAAAAGUGAAACAAUCUCGUUGUGGCCGGCAGAUACUUGCUCAAUUCAAUAAUUAACAAAUAAUACUCAGUUCAUAAGAUCUGACACAUUCUGUACUUGAUUGGAUUGACCUCUAAAUAGUUCAUAACUAUAUCGAUGUGUCGCAAAAAAGUAUAUGUGAAGCUGAAUAAUAGCUAGUGAAACCUAGCUAGCUAGUGAAACCUAGCUAGCUAGUGAAAAAUAGUAUAAGUUAUACAGAAUAGAUUGUGAAUACUGGUAAAAUCGUGCUAUUAUUACUUGCGGGGAUACGAUAUCUGAUUGCCUACACAUUCGAGAAUGGAUGAAGGCCGCAUUUCAACAGUUGCUUGUUGUUUGUUGUUGGUCGCGAUAGUUAUAGUCACUGCUCCGGAAGAAGUACGGUCGCAACCGUGUGAAAGUGGUUCCGGUGCCCAAACUGACAUCAUUACACACCGUGAAACGAAUCGAAGAGAUCCAGCAGUUGAUUCACGAGCAUUACCCAUAGUUUCCUCAACACCAUCAGCCAUUAAAAAGGAUCUAUUUAUGUCUCGUGGCUGGGGCGCUUCGGGUAUGCCUUUCUCGAUGUUCUACAUAAAUCACUAUACGAAGGCACAGAAAGCAUACGCCCAGAGUCAACUCCAACAGCAACACCAACAGCAGCUUCAAAUACAACAAAAUCAGCAUUUACAAACUUCAUCACUAACCACCAAACUCCAUGCAGAGGUGCCUUCACAGGGGUCUCAAGAAGAAGGAGGUACCAUUCGUUCGGAAGAUUCUCCUGUUCCAAAGCAAUUUCCACAUGAUACCAGAUUCAACAAUCCGGUUACCAUAGUUCCAGAAGCAAGUGUACAAGCAGAAAAAUUGCGGAGCGACAGCGAUUACAUAGACAACGGUAGUGCAAGAUGUUGUGGCUCAAACACGAAUGCUUCACGUCGUCACUACACCGUGCCCCAAUUAUUCGUAUCAUAUGGUUGGGGACCGAUGGGAUAAAUGUUGUCACUUUCAAUACUGUGGUUUCACAAACCUCACCAACGAUUAUAUACCAUACACAACAUCUUGCCCUGAUUUACGUUUACGCUUUUCUGGUUCAGAAGAACAAUACGAGUUCUUUAUAAUUUCAUAGAAGUGGAAUGCAGUUGAAUAAGGGAAAGCUCUAAACCCCAUAAUAAAGUGCAAAUACCUAAUCUUGAA
Anopheles darlingi is the source of this 1341-nucleotide messenger RNA. RefSeq lists its product as uncharacterized. The record is from RefSeq and is a predicted model, not a curated record. Bases 469 to 1140 code for a protein of 223 amino acids. Lineage: Eukaryota; Metazoa; Arthropoda; Insecta; Diptera; Culicidae. The transcript is spliced from 2 exons.